UUCAGAUUUAAGUUCUCCCCUGUAAAAUGAUGAUGUGAUACUAGAUUAUGACGUCAUUCACAAAAAGUAUGUAGGCUAUCAAUAAGGAAGUUAAAGCGCCGGUAGUUCCCCUUCACUAUAUGAGAACUACGAGUGGAUCUAACGUGUCCUAACAAGUUCGUGUCUGGACAUCUUGACUGUUUCUGGUCGUCGAUGUGGAAUUUGAACAGUUUUCUUACCGGAAAGAGUUAAAAACUGAACAGUAGUGAAAAACAAAACAAUAAGGGAGGAUGGAUGUUACUCACCUGACGGAGGACGAAAUGGCCGAUAUAAAGAAGGAAGCCAUAGAAAGGUUGCGACCGUACCUGGUGGAUAAGAUCAUCGCUGACCGUCACUUUGAUUAUCUGCGCUCGAAAAAGAUCCUGACCAGGGAAGACACCGAGGAGAUCAGCUGCAGGACCACCAGAGGAAAACGCACCAGCAAACUGCUGGACAUUCUGGCAGAAAACCCUCGUGGUCUGGACAUGCUCAUCGAGUCCAUCAAAUGGGGCCGAACGCUCAACUUCAUCAUCGCAAGGAUCACAGAUGAGGUGCAGCGGGUCAAAAACGAGCGCCUGGAGGCUUUAAAAGCGGUGUCCAACUCGGCUUACUCGACCACAAAGGGAGCAACCAAUGACUUCUCCAAAAUGGACUCGGACUAUGAUAAGUACUCUACCAUGUGUUUACAUCCUGAAGGCGAAGCCAGUUCCUCUUCCUCUGUGGCGACGGGAUCCUUUAACCUGCGCUUUGGCUCCACUCGGGGGAACGAGGCUCUGUCGGUGUGCGGAGGUUCAGGUACCAUUAACGUCUCCAGCACAUCAUCGAUCCUUCCUAAACCAGGAGACCCCGGAGCUCCAGCCCUGCCCGAGGAGAUGGAGAACGACGAGCAAGACAUCGACGGCGGCGUAUGUAAAAGUGCUGGAAGUAGCGGAGAUGCUAACUUUCAACCGCUACGAUCGCGUUCGUUGUCUCCGCAAACCUCAUAGAGAAAACGCCAUCAGUUUCUAUCAGGGUGUCAGUAGACAUGGGACGAUAAAAAGAAAAAAGACUGGAUUUUGAAGCUCUUAAGAGUUUAAAACAUGCUUUAUGAGGGUUAAAUGUGCUUAAAUAAAUCAUUAUAAAUAACACAACA
Molecule: messenger RNA, 1150 nt
Organism: Danio aesculapii
Lineage: Eukaryota; Metazoa; Chordata; Actinopteri; Cypriniformes; Danionidae
Gene: bcl10
Product: BCL10 immune signaling adaptor
Exons: 3
Coding region: 270-1004 (244 amino acids)
Biological process (GO): canonical NF-kappaB signal transduction; apoptotic process; adaptive immune response
Cellular component (GO): CBM complex; cytosol
Molecular function (GO): kinase activator activity; transcription coactivator activity; protein kinase B binding
Source: RefSeq, a predicted model, not a curated record